AUUUUUCACUUCAUAACCAAAACAAUAUAUUACGUACUAUCCACAUUACAACAUCACAUACUUGGUAUAUACAUCCUGGUUUAUCCCAUACUUUAGUUAUCAUCCGCAUUGAACAUAUACGAAGUACAAGUUUUCAACAAUUAUUUGUUAUCUUAUUUAAAGAGAGGAAAAAUGUCGUGGCAGACUUAUGUGGAUGAGCAUUUGAUGUGCGAUAUCGAUGGUACGGGCCACCAUCUCACUGCUGCUGCCAUUGUUGGCCAUGAUGGUAGCGUUUGGGCUCAAAGUUCUUCCUUUCCCCAGGUUAAGCCAGAUGAGAUGAAGGGGAUCAUGACUGAUUUUGAUGAACCCGGCCACCUUGCACCUACAGGCUUACUUCUCGGGGGCAACAAGUACAUGGUCAUUCAAGGUGAACCUAACGCUGUCAUCCGCGGAAAGAAGGGAUCUGGAGGGGUAACCAUCAGGAAGACAGCUCAAGCUCUACUAUUUGGUGUCUAUGAAGAACCAGUCACUCCGGGACAGUGCAACUUGGUUGUUGAGAGGUUGGGAGAUUAUCUAUCUGAGCAGGGGCUCUAAGCAUUUGACAACUCCCAAUCAUGCCCACCAAAUUGGAAUAUUCCUAUUUCUUUAUCCUUUUAAAAAAAUUACUUUUGUUUACUAAACUACCACCCUCUUUCUUUGAAAUUUAUAAAUUUUAAAAGUAAGGUGGUUGUAGUACUGCGCACGACAAACUACUGAGAUCAUAAAUUGAUUGUCUGGUAUUUUGAACUUUUAGGGUCCAUUAUGUUGCCACAUGUUUAGUGGAAUUGUAUGUAUCCCUUUGCGCAUUUUUUGUAGUCUUGAGAGUUGCUUGAGUUUGUCAAGGACUUAUAUGACUUUAUAUAGCUCCCUGCAAUGUAGAACUUAAAUAACCAAAACAUGCAUGUUAAAUGAGUUUUCAAUAAAAAAACUCCAAACACUUUU
Molecule: messenger RNA, 960 nt
Organism: Daucus carota subsp. sativus
Lineage: Eukaryota; Viridiplantae; Streptophyta; Magnoliopsida; Apiales; Apiaceae
Product: profilin-2
Exons: 3
Coding region: 172-573 (133 amino acids)
Cellular component (GO): cell cortex
Molecular function (GO): actin monomer binding
Source: RefSeq, a predicted model, not a curated record